UCCAUCCGAAUAUUUCUGAGAAAUGUAUUGGCUGGUUCGCCUGCGUGCGCGGUAAAUUUGCCACGUAAAAAUGCCUACUUCCUUCGCUCGCGUUCAAACAGCGUCAAAAACCUUACGUUCCAUUGAGACUAGUGAACGUACUCGCUCUGCCAAAGGUAAUAUCUAUUCUUUAUGUCCGAAGUUGAAAAUAACGAAUUGUUAUCUGCAAAGCGAAGUGUAAACAUAAAUCGCUUUCUAAAAGAGGGCGACUCUGCGUGGCUGUGCGAGAGCUGCAGAUUGUCUCGCACUUCGCGCCAUGGCAUCAAUGAACCUCGCACCUCUGAACCGAAAAGAGUUAUUAGAUGUAGCCAAACUGGCCGAGGUCGCUGAACGGUACGAUGAUGUCGCCUACAUUAUGAAGGACCUUUGGACGCGCUUUAAAUCCGAGCGAAGCUUCGAUUCGGAGGAGCGGGAUCAGUUUAUCAUUGGAUUUAAGAAUGCGGUGACCAUCCGACGGACUUCCUGGAAGAAUCUCAACGCGUUACUGGAAUCAGGUCAACGUAGCGCUGUUCAACGCCAGAGUAUUUUACGUGCGUAUAUGCAGAAUAUCGAAAGUGAGAUUGUCGUCCUGUGUAAUGACGUUUUGCGGAUCGUCAAUGACCUUCUCGGAAUGGCUGACGAUGUCAUUUCCCGCUCGAUCUUCCUGAAGACAAAAGCUGACUACUUCAGGUAUCUGGCCGAAGUCAAGGUAGAUCCAGAGCGCGCGCUCUGUGUCGGUGUAGCCCAAGAUGCCUAUAAAGAGGCGUACCAAUUAGCCCGAACCCAUUUAACACCGACAGACCCCGUUGCCCUCGGGAUAUUCCUCAACUACUCAAUGUUCUGCCAUGAAUUUUUGCUCGACCGGUCCGUUGGGGUCGAAAUUGCCAAGAACGCAUUUGACGAGGCAGUUGCAGAACUCGACGCCAUAUCUGAGGAGCGUCACAGGGACGCGACGCUAAUCUUAAAGAUUAUUCGCGAGAACCUCGAACUCUGGCGGCUUCAGGCUGGGCACAGCUAGCCAUCUCAAAUUUGCUCUGCAUUAUGUAAAGUUUCUGCAGAAUCCGUAGUUACUUUUUGAAAUUCGCUGGUGUUCCUAAAUUAUCAAAUGCAUUAUCUACUAUUCAGUAAAGACCGUAACUCUACAAAUCAUUGGUUCUGUA
Molecule: messenger RNA, 1178 nt
Organism: Varroa destructor (honeybee mite)
Lineage: Eukaryota; Metazoa; Arthropoda; Arachnida; Mesostigmata; Varroidae
Product: 14-3-3 protein zeta/delta-like
Source: RefSeq, a predicted model, not a curated record